Molecule: messenger RNA, 3465 nt
Organism: Symbiodinium necroappetens
Lineage: Eukaryota; Dinophyceae; Suessiales; Symbiodiniaceae
Source: the annotation of a GenBank genome assembly
GAGAUCGAGAGGCUGACGGGGCAGGGCGUCGCGAUCACGCCGGACACCCUCAAGAUUGCCGAGAACGCGGCGCUGAUUCUGCCUCUGCAUGGGGCCGUCGACCGGGCGCGCGAGGCGCGGCGCGGCGAUGACCGGAUCGGCACCACCGGUCGCGGCAUCGGCCCGGCCUACGAGGACAAGGUCGGUCGCCGGGCGAUCCGGAUUUGCGAUCUCUCCGACCGGGAUUUGCUCGCCAAGCGCGUCAAUUCCCUGCUGGUCCACCACAAUGCUCUGUUCCGGGGGCUGGACUUGCCCGAGGUGGAGGCCGACGAUCUGAUCGAGCAGCUUCACGCCAUCGCCCCCAAGAUCCAGCCCUACGCGGACCGUGUCUGGCAGCGCCUGGACGAGGCGCGGCGUCAGGGGAAGCGGAUUCUCUUCGAGGGCGCUCAGGGCGCCAUGCUCGACGUCGAUCACGGGACCUAUCCCUUCGUGACGUCCUCGAACACUCUGGGCGGUCAGGCCGCCGCCGGGUCCGGAGUCGCGCCUGGAUCCCUCGGUAUGGUUCUCGGGAUUACAAAGGCUUACACGACGAGAGUCGGCAGCGGGCCCUUCCCGACGGAGCUGGACGACGAGAUCGGCCGGCGGCUCGGCGAGCGUGGGCAUGAGUUCGGAACCGUGACGGGGCGGGCCCGGCGCUGCGGCUGGUUCGACGCCGUCAUGGUGCGUCAGGCCGUCACGAUCGGCGGCAUCGAUGGGAUCGCCCUGACCAAGCUCGACGUGCUCGACGGUUUCGAGCAGCUGCAGGUCUGUACCGGCUAUCGGAUCGACGGGGCCCUGCUUGACCACCUGCCGGCCCAACCGGCGCUGCAGGCCCGAGCCGAGCCGGUCUACGAGCGGUUCGAAGGCUGGUCCGAUUCCACUCAAGGCGCCCGCUCCUGGGCCGAUUUGCCGGCAACGGCGGUGAAGUACAUCCGCCGUAUCGAGGAGUUGAUCGCGGCGCCGGUGGCCUUGCUGUCCACCUCUCCCGAGCGUGACGACACGAUUCUGGCGCCGUCCGAACGGCCCUCUUCGUUCAUUUCGAGCCGAGACCAGAUGGCAACGAGCCCCGCGAGCCCAAACGGCGAGACGAUCGCGCUCAACCAGUCUAUCGACUUGCUGCCCGGCGAGCGGCUUCCCGAGUUCGAUUCGCCGCAGGCCGAGGCGUAUGGCGCGCGCGAGCGUCAGACCGGCAAUCCCUUGAUGGUCUUGAUCGCCCGGCCCGACUUGGCGCCGCGCCGCGACGUGAUGGGCAAGUUGGUCCGGCAAGAGCGGCUGUCCAUGCUGUCUGCGCUCAGCUGGGGUAUUGCCGACUGGCCACCGGCCGGCGGCCAGCGCUUCGUCGCCGUUUUUCCGCGUCCGCGCGGCCGCAGACUGCAGCCGGAACCCGGUGCGCGUUUCGAACCUUGGCGCGAGGAUGAAAUUCUUCGCCGGCUGAUCGAACCGGUCACGCCGGUUCUGCGCGACCUGGAAGCGCGCAGCAUCACCCAUCGCGCGAUCCGGGCGGACAACAUCUUCCUCGAAGGCUCGGCGGAGGGCACCUGCAUGCUCGGCGAAUGCGUCAUGGCGCCGCCGGCCAUGGACCAGCCGGCGAUCUACGAGCCGAUCGAGGGCAUGCUGGCCUUGCCCGGCGGACGGGGGCGCGGCUUCGCCGCGGACGACCUCUACGCUCUGGGGGUGACGAUCGCCGUCCUGCUAGCCGGCGGCGAUCCUGUCGAAGGCCUGGACGAACAGGCACGGAUCGAAUCGAAGAUCCACCGCGGGUCCUACGCGACGCUGAUCGGUCGAACCCGCCUGUCGCUGCCGAUGAUGGAGGUCCUGAGAGGACUGCUUUGCGAUCAACGGGUCGAGCGCUGGACGCUGCACGAUCUGGAGCUCUGGCUCGGCGGCCGCCGGCUAAGCCCGAAGCAGCCGAGUCUGCCGAUCCGGGGGCAGCGCCCCUACUCGGUCGAGGGAACGAGCCAUUGGUCGGCGCGUGCGGUGGCCGCAGCGCUCGGCCUCAACUGGGAGGCCGGUGUCGCAGCCCUGAAACGCAACGAUCUCGCCACCUGGGUCCGCCGUUCCCUCUCGGACGAAGAGCUGGCCGAGCGCGUCGCCUCGGCGGGCGGGGUGGGGGCUGGCGCCUCCAGAGGCGGCGGCGGGCUGCGGGAUCGUCUGGUCUCGCGCAUCCUUAUGACGCUCGACCCCUCCGCGCCGGUUCGUCUGCGCGGCUUCGCGGCCGACAUCGACGCUGUCGGUCAGGCCGUCAGCGUCCACUACGACGAUCCCGCGUUGCGGCAGGCCUUCGGCGAGCUGGUCCAAGCGAAGCUGCCACAGGCCUGGCUGGACUCUCAGCUGCUCAGCCGGUCCGAGCAUGGCAUGCUGCGCAAAUCGUUCGACGUGAUGCAUCACUUCAUGUCGCGUAGCGAGGCAGGCUGCGGAAUCGAGCGAUGUCUUUACGAAUACAACGAGCACCUGCCCUGUCUCUCGCCGAACCUGCAGGGCGACUACGUCUCCGAAAGUGCCGAUCUGCUGCCGGCACUGGAGCGCGUCGCCGCCAGUGGCACGCUACCGAAUUCGCCGAUCGACCGGCAUAUCGCCGCCUUUGCCUGCGCCCGCGUCAAGGGCAUUCCGGAUCGCCUGCUGCGAACCAUGGCGGACGGCGACAACGUGAUCCUGCAGCAGCUGUCGGUCGCCUACUUUCUCGCCGAGGUCCAACGGGCGACGGGGCAGUCGGGCUUUCCGCACCUGUCGGCCUGGGUGGCGCGCCUGCUGGCUCCGGUCGUCGAGGCCUUUCAUAACCGCGACCGGCGCAAGGCUGCGGCCGAGGCCAUCGAGAAAGCGGCGGCCAGCGGCAAUCUCUUGGCUCUCGCCCGGGCCGCGGACGAUCCCGACGCGCGCCAAUACGACGAGACCGGCUUCGCCCAGGCGCGCGCCGAGUACGCCGCCAUGGCGCAAGAGAUCGCCGAGCUGGAGUCCGGCAAGCUGGUCGAUCCCGCGCAUGUGCGCUUGCGCAGCCGCCAAGCGUCCUCGCUGGUUGCCGGCUGUGCUCUCGGGGCGAUCUUCGCCCUGCCGAUUCUGGCCGUGCUGCUUCCCAGCCUGCUGGUUCUCUCGGUCUGCCUGCUGCCGACCCUGGGCGCUUACGUCGCCGACCGCUAUCGCGACAAGUCGCUCGCCAUCACCGUUGGAUUGCUGAACAUCUGCGGCGCCCUGCCGGCAUUGGGUCAGCUCUGGUCGCGCGGUCAGACGCUGAUCGCAGCGGGCGAGGUGUUGGGCGACGUGUUCCUGUGGCUGCUCGCCUAUGGCGCAGCCGGCGUGGGCUGGAUCCUCUUCUCGAUGAUGCCCCCGGUCGUCAUGACCUACCUGAGCCUCAGCGGAACGGCGCGGGCUCAGGAGCUCCGCGAUCGUCAGGAGAAGCUGAUCGAGAUCUGGGGCAAGGAAGUCGCCGACCAGGACGACGGCGAGGAAGAG